This is a messenger RNA of Pocillopora damicornis (cauliflower coral), 6468 nucleotides long. RefSeq lists its product as uncharacterized. Gene Ontology annotation, molecular function: protein binding. Lineage: Eukaryota; Metazoa; Cnidaria; Anthozoa; Scleractinia; Pocilloporidae. The record is from RefSeq and is a predicted model, not a curated record.
AUGGAACCUGGUAUCAAGACUGAAGUGAUCGGCGAAAAAAAGCAGCGAUCUGAGGCGAUCAAAUUCGCGAUCAAAUUCGCCGCGAUCGGCGUAGAAAAUCGCUUGGAAAAAGAUUUACUGACAUUGAACCACCUGGGGCAGUGCUAUCAUAAAAGAAACGAGAGAAGUGCACUCAGUUUGCUAGCUGCAUCCCACGAAAAGAAGGCUUCCUCUUGCCUCAAACAAGCCUUGGUUGAGAUGCAUCCGUAUUUCCAACUAGCUUUCUUUUCCUUACUGUUGCGAAUUCCUCUGGCUUUAGGAGAUUGUGUAGAUUUGGGUCUUGGAAUGGAAGAUGGAGAGAUUCCAAGUGAUAGAGUUACUGCUUCUUCUGAACAAAGCGCCAACACACCGGCCAAGAAUGGUCGACUGAAAUACACAUCAGGAUCAUCAUGGUGUGCAGGAACAGGUGACACUAACCCAUAUCUACAGAUUGAUCUACAGACAAUUCAUAUUAUCUGUGCUGUGUCCACUCAAGGGAAUUCCAAAGCAGAUCAGUGGGUGAAGGACUACAAACUACAGUUAUCCACAGAUGGAACAUGUUGGAGAGACUACAAGGAAGGUGGACAAGUUAAGGUGUUGAGGGGAAAUAGUGACAGAGACACAACUGUUAAACAUGUAAUUUAUGGAGUGUCAACAAGAUAUCUUCGAUUCCUGCCACAAACUCAGCAGGGUGGGGUGUGCAUGAGAACAGAGGUGUUUGGAGUGCGACAAGAACGAGUUUGUGAAAUGAAGGCCAUUGGCCUGGCCACUGGUGGUGCAAUUCCUGACAGCAGCUUCACAGCCUCAUCUUAUUAUGAUAAUAGAUAUAAAGCUUCUUAUGGUCGACUGAAUGAAAAUAAUCGCGGUUGGGCACCCAAGACUAUGGCCAAUCCCGCUGACUUCUUACAAAUUGACUUGCUGCAUAACUAUGUCAUCUGUUCUGUAGCUACCCAAGGAGCUAAUGGUAUCAAGGAGUGGACAACAAAAUACAAGAUCCAGUUAUCAUUGGAUGGUAUCACGUUUUUCACCUAUAAAGAAAACAAUAUUGCCAAGGUUUUUACUGGAAAUUCAAACCAAAAUGGCAUCAUAAAAAACAAUCUACAGGAAUUUGCAAGCGCAAAGUUUAUCCGCUUCUGGCCAACAGCCUUUAGUGUUUGGAAGGCUCUGAGGGUGGAAGUUUAUGGAAUAAUUCCAACUAAAGAUUGUACAACAGAGGCCAUUGGUCUGGCCACUGAUGGUACAAUCCCUGACAUCAGCUUCACAGCCACAUCAUAUUACGAUAAUAGAUAUAAACCUUCUUAUGCUCGACUCAAUGGAAAUAAUCGAGGUUGGGCACCCAAGACUACGACCAAUCCUGCAGACUUCUUAAAAAUUGACCUGCUGCACAAGUAUGCUAUUUGUGCUGUUGCUACUCAAGGAGCUAAUGGUAUCAAUGAGUGGACAACAAAUUACAAGAUUCACUUAUCGUUGGAUGGCAUCACGUUUUUCACUUAUAAAGAAAACAAUACUGACAAGGUUUUUCCCGGAAACUCAGAUCAAAAUAGCAUCACAAAGAACAGUCUAAAAGAAUUUUCAAGUGCAAAGUUUAUCCGUUUUCUGCCAACAGCAUAUUAUAGUUGGAAGGUCCUGAGAGUGGAAGUUUAUGGAAUAGUUCCAACCAAAGUUUGCAAAAUGGAGGCCAUUGGUCUGGCCACUGGUGGUGCAAUUCCUGACAGCAGCUUCACAGCCUCAUCAUAUUACGAUAGUAGAUAUCAACCUUCUUAUGGUCGACUGCAUGGAAAUAAUCGAGGUUGGGCACCCAAGACUAUUCAGUUAUCAUUGGAUGGUACCACGUUUUUCACCUAUAAAGAAAACAGUAGUGUCAAGGUCUUUCCUGGAAACGUAGAUCAAAACAACAUCACAAAAAACAGUCUAAAGGAAUUUUCAAGUGCAAAGUUUAUCCGUUUUCAGCCGACAGCAUAUAAUAGUUGGAAGGCUCUGAGAGUGGAAGUUUACGGAAUAGUUCCAACUAAAGCUUGCAAAAUGGAGGCCAUUGGUCUAGCCAGUGGUGGUGCAAUUCCUGACAGCAGCUUCACAGCCUUAUCAUAUUACGAUAAUAGAUAUAAAGCUUCUUAUGGUCGACUGAAUGGGAAAAAUCGAGGUUGGGCACCUAAGAAUACGACCGAUCCUGCUGACUUCUUACAAGUUGAUCUGCUGUAUGAGUACGUUAUCUGUGCUGUAGCUACCCAAGGAGCGAAUGGUAUCAAUGAGUGGACAAUAAACUACAAGAUUCACCUAUCGUUGGAUGGCAUCACGUUUUUCAGCUAUAAAGAAAACAAUAUUGACAAGAUCUUUCCAGGAAACUCAAAUCAAAGAGACAUCAUUAAAAACAAUCUACGGGAAUUUGCAAGUGCAAAGUUUAUCCGUUUUCAGCCGACAGCCUAUUAUAACUGGAAGGCUCUGAUGGUGGAAGUUUAUGGCAUUCUUUUAACUAAAGUUCCAUCACAACCUCCGGCAGACUUCAAUUUGACUGCAAGCUCCUCUACUAGCAUCAUAGCUUCCUGGCAGCUACCACCAGUACUUGCGAGACAUGGAAGAAACAUCACAGGGUUUAAAUUGUUCUAUAAAGAAAAAAGUUCAGCAGGGUUAGAAACCACCUUGCUUAUCAACAGCGAAUCAACAUUAAGUCAAAAUGUUGUGGGACUUGAUAAGAACACAGAAUAUGAAUUUCACAUCUUAGCUUUUACAUCAGAUGGGGAUGGCCCAAAGACCCCGGUCAAGGUAGAGAGAACCAAGGAAGACGCACCGAGCGCUCCUCUUUCGUUUGCCUAUAAGGAAGUUGCCCCGAAUAAGAUGCAUGGUCCAAGAUUAAACUUGACUUGGAGCAAGCCAGCAGAAGCUAAUGGAAUCAUUAGGAGUUACACUCUGUUCUAUGCAAACAAAGAUGGUGAAACAAAGCAAAGUGUUGGAGGAGACGCGUUCAGUUACUUAGUAGAUGUCCUGGGCGGAGUUACUUAUCAUUUCUAUAUCACAGCUGUAACUAUCAAACCGGGACAGAAUGCCACUUUUUCGGUGAAAACCAAAGAGUACGAGCCCAGCCGUGGACCAGAAAACGUAUUGUCUAUCGAAAUUGAGCGUACAGAAUAUCAGUUAUCCUGGAAUGGUUUGCCCAGAGAGGUUGCAAAUGGGUUCAUUAAAAUAUAUCAAGUGAGACUUCUGUUGAAGGAAAGUUGCUUCUCGGUUGACGCUUCGUUUAAUUCGACAUUCAACACAACUAAAACUGAGAUGCUGUUGUCCAGUCUCUCAAUCUGCUCAAGGUAUGAAGUGUCGGUUAGAGCCUUCACUGCGGCGGGACCUGGACCUUACAGCGAGCCUUUAGUGAUUCAGACUUUAGGUGAAGUUUGGUCUCGUGAAAAGCCUUCCCCAGCAAAAUUCUCUAGCGACGGAGGAAUCACAGCAAAAAUAACACUUCCAAAUUUUAUGGGACAUGCAAGUUUUUUCCAGAUCAUCGUCAUUACAUAUCGCUCAGACUACAAUGGUGUCGUAAACCCACCAGCAGAUUUUACAACACAAGAGCUGAUGACUUAUGAAGAAGCUCACAAAUCUCCAUUACCUGCAGCUUAUGUCACUUUCCAGUUUGGAGGAAAUGAUUUUAACAAUCACCAAGAAUUUACCGUAGGAGAUGGAGUCCAGUCAAACGGUAAAAUAAGGAGCAAGAGAAGUAAUGGUGAAGAGUAUUAUUACAACAGACCAUUGCACCCAAAUACGAACUACAGAGUGUUUCUCAGAGCUUUUGUCACAGAGACGCUGUAUACCUCAAGCAGUUUCAUAGCGCUGAAAACUAAAGAUAAGCCCGUGGUCAAGGAACUACCAGAAAAGACAACUAUAAUUGUUGGUGAAAAGGCAGAGUUGACAUGUGAGGCCAGCGGAGAUCCACAACCUUCUGUUACGUGGAGUAAAGAUGGAGAUACCAGUAUACCACGGGCUAACUUUAACAAUGAUGGCAAGGUACUUGUUAUCAGGGACGUGAUACCUCGUGAUAGCGGUGUCUAUGAAUGUACAGCAUCGAACAGUUUUGGAGUGAGCCAUUCAGCUACAUCUUUGAUCGUGACUGGUAAACAAAGCAACUUCCCUGUUGCUGUUAUCGUUGUGCUUUGUGUUUUUUGUGUGUUGUUGGCUGUCAUUGGCGUACUAGUAUACAAGUGGAAGUAUAGAAGAGCUGGAAUCGAACUAAAUGACAAAACAAACGAUCUGAACAGACUCGUCUAUGAUGUCAUGGGUCCUCUCGACUCUUCGUAUGAGCAACUUGCGUCUUCUUCAGGACCUUGUCUUCAACUCCACUCGAUGUCUUCCGAAGGCCAAUCGCCUGCAUAUCUUGAACUUCAAGGUUUGAAGUUUGAAAAUAGAGCAUUUGAUAGCCAAAGUGUGAGCUUUGAGAAAGAAACUGAAGAGAGAGAAGGAGAAGACAGGGAAGAAAUUGUUAAUGACAUAGGAAAUAGUGUGUGUUGAUUUGGUUCUAUUCUUCUCACUGCUCUUUUCAGUUGAAGAUAGAAUCCCCUCGGAACAUAGAUAUUUCUGGCCUAUGAUCGCAGAGUCACAAUUGAACAGUAGACUUAGUACAGCCGCCUAUUCUCAUAUAGAAAAUCGUGACAUAUAGUAGCGCUGUUGUGGCCUUCAGAUGAGUAAAGAUAAAAUUUGAAGAGGCUGUUCUUCUGCUAUACAGUAAAGAAUUUAUAUUACUCUUGUGCCCUAAAUUGAAUAUUCAGUUCGAUCUUUGUAGAUCACAGUCAUGUAGUACUUACAUAGAAUUAGCAGAACACUUCUAAAUCAAGGAGACUAUUUUAAGAACCUAUCAUCAUGUUCUUCAUAUCCAUGUGGUAAAUGAUCAGAGAAAACUUAAUUUUAACUAAACCCUGUGAGCAGGGUAACUGGGAUACCCAAUGGUACUGGAUCCUUGAAAUCAAGUGUAGUGAUACUACCGGGUGUCGGAAUAGUAUACUGAAAUAGUAAGCUCAAAAAAGGUUGUCAUCAGGUGAUAGGUCAUUCCAAGACGGAAAGGAAUCUUGGGUAUACAACUCAGUAAAUAGCUCUUGCUGAGUGUUGCACAUUUAACGUUUUAACUGGAUAACAGUUUUUCUGUAUAAUGUUGUUUUAAACAGAGCAAAUAUAAUGUGAACCUUCCCUAAUGUUACUUUGAAAAGCUGUGAUCUUAUGAUCUAAAUCAUGUUGAACUGAGUUUCUAUGGGCUUCCUUAUUAGCUUGGACGUUUGAUAUCUUAUCUUUUCCUGCAGUAUCCAGUGUUUUACACUAUUCUGCUCUGCCAGAUAAAAGUUCUUCUUUUUCUUCAGGAUUCAAUGACUUAUACUAUUCUGAUCUUUUUCGUUUUUGUGCAGAAUUGAGAGAGUUCAACCAUGCUGCUCUCUUUUGUUUUUGUGCAGUAUCCAGUGAUUUAUACCAAAUUUCUCUGCGAGACGAAAGAUUUUGUUUUUCUGCAGAACCAAGUGAUUUAUACCAAUCUGCUGAUUUGGACAAAAGCUUUUCUUUUUCUUAGGGAUCCAGUGAUUUAUACCACUCAGCUCUGUGAGAAAAAAGCUUUUCUUUUCUGCAGGAUCCAGUGACUUGUACCAUAUUGCUCUAUCAGACAAUUUUUUUUUUCUCUGCAGGUUCCAUUUGUUGCAUAGCUUUCUUUUUUCCUUUUUGCAUGUAGUUCUUUCUGACUACGAGACUUAUGUUUUGCAAUUACCUUUUGUCUUCCAGCAUUUGACAAAUUAGUUGAACAACAUAUAAAUGUAAUAUAAUAUUCUACAUCUCUACUCUGGAAUUGUUUUUUUACAAUAUCCACUAGUGACUGAAUAAGAAAAUCUAUGUCAUUCAUUUCUUCAAAUAUAUCAAGUGUGCCAUUAGGACUGAAUCAUAUAAUAUAGUACUUAACACUUUUUGCUUUUGUUUUCAUAUUAUUGUGCUGAAAAUUACAGCUGAAGCAGUAAUUUGAAAUCCACAUUUAAAACCCAGUAUUAUCUUUAAUAUUAUCUGUGAUUAACUUCUGGAGCAAUAAUUUGCUACCAAGAGAUGUACACCAUAGUAUUCCUUGCUUCUCCAAAUUAAAGGCAAUAUUGAUAUCUGCUUCAUAUGAAGUGUCCUUGGGAAAUUGUUGAUAGUCAGUGGAUGGUUAUUGCCACUGAGUUUUUCUUUGUAAAACUUGUUUGCAUGGUCAGUGAUUCUAUCCAGUGUCUGUGAAUUCUAAUACCCACAAUAUUUGAUAAUGGGAAAACAAAUGUUAUAAAAAGAUGUGGCACAACAUCAUAACAAGUGAAUAUGAAUGGUUGUAGUUUCAGCAUCUGCAUAAUUUGCUUUGAGGGGGUCAGCUGACAACUGUUGAUCAGAAAUAUGUUAUAUCACAUUGUUUUUUCAUUAAUAUGUACACCUUUGAGUUCAAAUAAAACAUUUGGAUUUUGAAAAAGACCUUGAAAA